AACGGCGAUUCCCGAUUUCCGACACUCAGACAUCUCCCUUCGUUUGCCGACCUCCAGAUAUAUGCGUUAAAAUUAGAUGCGUAGAUUUUUUCCGUGUUAGCUGUAAUAAAGGGAUUCUGAACCCAGGGAAAGGGGGCUCACCGAGCUACAGUGCUUAACAUCGCGCGUAUGUUUCGAUCAUGUACCUAUCCAACUAUGAAUGCUGGAAAAGAAGCAACAAGUCGCUUCACCCCGAUGGGAUCGCAUGCGCUACUGUCCGUAGCCAGCGCAGCCCCUUCUAGGAACACUUCCCUAGGCCCAAAGGUCAUUCUCGUGUUUAGUUGGUUGGAUGCCGAGUUGAAGCAUAUUUACAAGUAUACUGAGGGUUAUCAUGCCUUAUAUCCCGGAGCAGACCAAAUUAUCGUCCGUUCCGAUCAAAAAUCAUUCUGGUAUCCAGAGUUCUUAAUGGGACGUACCCUCAAGCCUGUGGUCGAUGCACUUCACGCACGCGGGAUAUACAGUCUCAGGGACUCGUCGUCCAGAGUUUUAGUCCACUCCAUGUCCAACGGCGGUUGCUUUCAGCUUGUAACACUGACAAAAUUAUUGGAAAAACACGUCCCUUCCAGCUCUCCUUCCGGAGAUUGUGGACUUUCACCAUCCGACUCAUGCGAAUCUACCUCCCCCACUUCUGGUCCAUCAUUCGUCUUCGACUCUUGCCCUGGUCUUCCCUCUUUCAACGUGAUGUAUCUCGCUUUAUCUAUUCGGAUCAAGAAUCUUUGGCUCCGCAAAGCCACCUAUAUCCCAUUUGGACUCACCCAUUACCUCGUGAAACUACCAUACCUCGAUGCCAUUAUUCUCGGACCACUCUUUAACCUGUUUGGAUACCAAUACCCUAGGGUUCAAUACUUCGAACAGAUGCGCAUGCAACUACUAGACCCCAAAUUAUUCCCUUUAGAUGCUCCGAGAGUCUUUUUCUACUCCACGCUGGACGAACUCGUACCUGCGAAAGACGUAGAGAGUCACAUCGAAGACGCCAAGAAGGCUGGUGUCAAGACAAUCAUCGCAAAGCGCAAUGAACAAUGCACUCAUGUCAACCACAUGCGAAUGGACCCUAAAACGUAUUGGGCUACCAUUCAUAAGUUGUGGAUGGGAGAGCAUCCCUAAAUUUAUAUGUUUGCCUAUUAGUAUUCACCUCUCUCCGAGUCCUUCGCUUGUAUAUUUAUGUAAUA
Molecule: messenger RNA, 1208 nt
Organism: Cantharellus anzutake
Lineage: Eukaryota; Fungi; Basidiomycota; Agaricomycetes; Cantharellales; Hydnaceae
Exons: 6
Coding region: 169-1143 (324 amino acids)
Source: RefSeq, a predicted model, not a curated record